AGUGGUGUUAUCGGUCUGAACGAGAAAUGUGUUUCUCACUGAAAGCACCUCAAAGGGAUUUUAGACCCAAUAAAACGGCUUUCAAUUCAAGAAAGUUUAUGUGGUAUCUUUGUUCCUCUAGACUCCAAAAUCCCCCUGUGGAGGUUUCUCCACAGACGGCUCCCCAACCCAAUUUUGAGGCAUCAGUAGCUAGAGUGAGGUCAGGGUUGCCAUGGUGAAUGGGUUUAGAUGUAGUUAGGACAUUAUCUAUCCACCAUGCCAAUUCGGUCUUAGACUGGGCAGACAAGGUCAUAGUGCUGUCAAAGUUCCCUUUGUUGGCACGGAGUGCACAAAUUUUGUCAAGCUCCAAAUGCCUAUAGUGCAUUUCAGCAAAUUCCACAGCAGGAAAGCGAGAAACAAGGAAGCCUAUGACCUGUGCGACACUGCGUAUAGUAGCUGUUUUUUGGAGCAGCAAGUUUUGACAAGCAGAUCUGACCUUCAUGGCUUUGGCAUCUGUGAGGUUUACUGUCAUAGUGCUACUGUCCAGUACAAAACCCAAAAAAUCUAUUUUUUGCUGGGGUUGGAGCACAGACUUCACCGGGUGGAUAGUGAAGCCAAGGAAAACCCUGAAAUCAACAAUCAGAGGGAAGAUGGCGUUUGUGACAAAACAGACCUCAAGUAUUGUCCACGUUGCAAUUAAUUUGAUCAGCUUCCUUGUUAUUUGCACCAGAGCAGAUGUAACAAGUGAGUGUGCCAACGUCGCUACGUGUAUUGGAACCUAUGCUGACAUUUACAAUUCCUUAGCAUCAGAUGAGAGCAGUUUCAACAUCGAAUCCGCCUUAUAUCCGGCCAAUGAGCCUUCCUCAGUUCUUGUCUUCGUCAACCUAUGUGGUCAGAAUGGAUCAGAUAAAGCUUGCGACAAUUCCACGCCUGGUGUAAAGAAGUACACAUGGAGUUUAAGAAGCCUGUAUGCCGCUUUUCCUCCACUUUUCCUUGAGAUCUCAUCUCUCUUCUCGAUACUGGUGACUCCACGGACGAAACAUCUAAACAUUACAAUUCCACCCUUUUGCUGCAAUGUUUCAGAAGAAGACAGGGAAAAAAUGAUUAAAAAUGUACUGGCUUCGCUUCAAGACCUCGCUGUUCUUCCAGGCUUGCGAGAUCCACGGUUGAAUUUUGCAGAAUCUGUCAUAGAAGGGCAUAUCCUAGACAUGAAGGCUUCAGGACGUUCUUAUACAAGGGUAGUUUUGUGGUUUUCUCUCCUGUGUCCCUUGAUGUUUGGUCCAUUUUUAUAUUUUUGGGUCUUACAAUGCAUGAAAGAUGACACUCAAAGUAAAUCACUCUUAGAUAGCGAUGAAAAUCGUUGUAGGAUAGAUUAUAUUUGUUGUAAAAAGGAAAAACCACUAAUACGUUCAGUCACUGUAUUUUGUUCUUUUCUGUUGCUGAUAGAGGUUAUAUUUGUCUUAGUUUGCGAGCGAACAUCCAUCGAGAUUUCAAAAAGAGGAAAUAUGUCGCGAGACUUUAUUGUGCUCGUUGUGUUUAUACCAGAAUGGUUAAUAAUAUGCUCCUCUAAUUGCCUUUGUUUCAAAGAUUUGGAUAUUAGUUCAUUUUGUAGCAGAUUAAUGCUCAUCGUGUGCACAAGCCUGGUUAGUUACCAUUUGAGCUGGGUUGCAAUAGGUAUCAUGAUUAAUCCAGCUUGGGGCGUGUCUAUUUUGUUGGGAUUCUCCUUUUUUUUCAUUACCUUAUUUUUCGUUAUCAGUGAAAUAGCCCACGCAAGUUACUCCUGCCUUUCCACCUUUUCCGCAUUUACACCUGGCUUCCUCGGUCUCUGCUUUAUUUUCGUUCCUCCAGUAUUAGUUGGACAGUCAUUUUAUGGUCGGGAAACUGCAGAUGAUAUUCUUAAAACAGCGUUUUUGUCUGUUAUCGGUGCUGUGUCGUGGCUGUCCUUCAAAUCUCGCAAAGUUUCCUCUAAUAGUUCACAGUGCAUUGAAGCUGCGAAUAAGGCAGCAGAUGCAGCGAAGGAACUGGCCGCAAAAAUAACCGAACUUCAGCCUGAUGGGACUGGAAUUCAUUCUGCAAUUGUGGCAGCAACUACAGCUGCAUGCAACUCAGCUAGUGCAGCUGCGGCCGCGGCUACCGCGGUGGCUGCUGCAUUGGCUGAGACUGGUAGGAACGAAAACACCACCCCCAAUGGAAAUGAACUAGGCGAGGAAGGACUUCCCCUUCGAAGCAAUAGAAGACCAAGUCCCCAAUAACUGAUUCGAUGUUGGUCUGCCUCCCUGUUUCCUCUUCUUUGCUCCUGCCUUUCGUGCAUGCUCUCGAAAAGUGUUCUUUCUCACCCCAAGCCUAGGUUUUAAUGGUGAGGGCCUAAUAGUUUAUGUAAGAGUACUAAGCGUUUGCUCUUAAAAAUACUCUGCCUUAUAUUUAGGAUAGAUAAUGAUAUUACGCUAGUUUUAGCUAGACUGCGUGGCGAGUCGCUCCUUGGGGCUUAUGUGUCCUUAUUCUUCUUUGACUUUAGUUUGCUAGCUCCUAGAGAGUGUUAGUUCUUGUUUCUUAGUUUAUGAUAUUAUAUCGAUUUCCUGUGAUGUAUUAGGUAGACACCCCGUAGAUUUUAAUUGGACUUCAUAGAAAUAAAAGAA
This is a messenger RNA of Stylophora pistillata, 2615 nucleotides long. RefSeq lists its product as uncharacterized. The record is from RefSeq and is a predicted model, not a curated record. NCBI's taxonomy places the organism in Eukaryota, Metazoa, Cnidaria, Anthozoa, Scleractinia, Pocilloporidae.